AUGGCAUCCAAGUACUCAGAUCCAGAGGAUUUAUACUUCCUAACAGACCCUGAUUCCAUGUUGUCCAGCCUGGAUGUUCGUCCCAAAAGACAGUUAAAACUUACGGAAAAGGGUUCAAGCCUGUUUCAUGAAUAUUGUGAUGUUUAUAUAAAUAAACUGUUGUCGUUGGGUAGAAACUUAGAAACUCUGUUGCAGUAUGACAUAUCAGUGUGUAAAAGAAGUGAAUUGAGUGAAUUGGGGCUAAAGUUAGACUCUAGUUUUAAUGACUAUAAACAUCUUAGUGAUGAAUAUCUGGAGUUCUUAUCAAGAAAUAACACCCAUGAAAGUUCCCUUGAGCAGACAAGCCAUAUGGUUGUGAGACGUACCUACAUGGAGAGAGUUGAGAUUCUGGCACGCUCUAUAUCCAAAAAGCUUUCCAGUAUGCAGUCACCCACACCAUCUGCGAAAUCUUCCUCAUCAUCUAGCUCUCAAUCUCACCAUACAGUUUUACAAAAAAGACUCAGUUUAGAAGCUGCUAAGGCUCGUCUGGACUUUGUGAAGAAAGAAAAUACCCUUAAACAACAUGCCCUCAAUAUUCAAGCAGAAUUAGAAGAGUUGGCUGCUAAGAAGGAGAUCGCAGUGCUUAGGCAGAACUUUCUGUGGUGGAGGAGGAUUGCAGGUCGGUUGAAUGUUUGGCGUCGCCUGGAAGAGCGAUAUGGUGCACCCUCACUUGUAGAGGCUUCAAUCAGGAAAAAGCUGGAGAACUUUAAGACUCUAGACAGUCAGGAUGAGAAAGAACUAUACCAACUGUGUGAUAUUCUGAAUGAGAUCCAGUCUUUGAAAGGAAAUGACAUUUUUACUAAUUUGUUAGCACAGUUCAACACAUCUGUUGGUAUUACACCUAUAGUAGCCAAGCUACCAAAGAAGUUUCAAGACAAAUGGACAACCAUAGCCUUCAGGUACAAACAGCAGAACAAUUCACAGUACCCUCCAUUUGAACACUUCUUAAAAUUCAUCAGUGAAAUGGCAACUAUGUGCAAUGAUCCAGGAUUUGUUUAUAAUCCACCGCGUAAAGAUACUUACCGUUAUCCUAAACCUGUAGAACGCAGGAAGACGAUAUCUGCGCACAAGACAAGUGUUUCUAGAGACAAUCGGAUAGAAAUAGAUACAAAUGACACAUGGAGUCAGAAUAACACCAAUGAUGUAACUACUCGUUGCCCAGUACACAAGUCCAAACAUUCAUUGAACGAAUGUGAGGCAUUUCGGAAGUGGAGGCUGGAUAGGCGUCGUGCAUUCUUAAGGCAACACUCUAUCUGCUUCAAAUGUUGUGCAUCAACUCAACAUCAGCAGUCAUCUUGUACCGCAUCUUCUCCAUGUUCUGUCUGCAGGAGUACACUUCACCCUACAGCCAUGCACUGGUAUAGGAGGGACUUGUGUGAUGAAGACACUAAAGCAAAGGUACUCACCUCGGAUCAUGGCGGGGAGGGAACAGAGGUAUCGUCAAAGUGCACUACACUUUGCGGCUCAGUUGAUGGCGGACGUUCUUGUGCCAAGGUUGUUCUAGCUAAGGUAUUUCCCAGUGAUCGUCCACAAGCUGCUGUGACUGUAUACGUGCUGCUCGAUGAUCAGAGCAACCACACCCUAGGUCGCUCUGAACUUUUGAACCAACUUGGAGUCACAUCUGAUCCCAUUCCUUACAGACUCAAAUCUUGUACUGGAGUGACCGAGGCCUCUGGGAGAAGAGCCGUGGGAUUCUGUAUUCAGUCUAUGGAUGGACUUAACUGUCAUAAGCUUCCACCUAUCAUAGAGUGUAAUGAUAUUCCAGACAACAUGAUGGAAAUCCCCACUCCAGAUGUCGCUUGUGCUCAUCCUCACUUACGGCACAUUGCAAAGGAACUUGCCCCACUACGCAGAGAUGUUGGUAUACAGCUGCUAAUUGGAAGAGACUUGGUGGAUGUACAUCAGGUGCAAGGCCAAGUGACUGGGCCCCCAGCAUCUCCCUUUUCCCAGAAGCUUAGCCUUGGAUGGGUCAUAAUUGGAGAGGUGUGUUUAGAUGGUCGUCACAAGCCAAGUGAUCUCAGUGUCCUGAAGACCAAUAUUCAGAAUGAUGGUAGAGGGACAAUCUUUACCCCAUGCCAGAACAGUAUCCAUCUUAAGGUCCAAGGCCCCCCUAGCCAUGUAACCUUUCAAGCUCGGGACUUCAAGGGUGAUAAUGUGUUUUACACUGACAGACAUGACAAUAAGGUGGGAAAUUCAGUAGAAGAUCGUGAAUUCCUGUCACUUAUGGACCAGACUUUCCAGAAGAACUUUAAUGGAAAUUGGACGUCUCCUCUUCCUUUCAAGAACGUGCGCCCACAUCUAGUGAACAAUAAAACUCAAGUUUUCAAACGGGCCAUCAACCUUGACCACAGUUUGAGGAAAAAUCCUGAAAAGUUAAAGCAGAUGUGUGAAUUUAUGGAAAACAUAUUCCAAACAGGAGCAGCAGAGAGAGCACCAGAGAUACCCAAGGGGCAAGAGUGUUGGUACAUCCCCAUAUUUGCUGUUGCGCACCCAAAAAAGCCUGGCAAGGUUCGUGCUGUGUUUGAUUCUUCAAUAGUUUAUCAGGGGUGUUCACUCAAUGACACUCUUUUGUCUGGACCCAACUUGACAAACAACUUGCUAGGAAUCUUGUUGCGGUUUCGGAAAGAUUUGUGUGCUAUCGCAGGUGACAUCCAGCAGAUGUUCUACCGUUUCUUUGUGAAUGAGAGAGACAGAGACUACUUGCGGUUUUACUGGUAUGAGAACAACGAUCCACUCCGUCAGAUGAUAGAGUAUCGAAUGACCGUCCAUGUGUUUGGGAACCGGCCUUCCCACGCAGUGGCAACAUAUGGACUCAGACAAGCGGUACGACAUGCAGAUCUUGACGUUGUCAAUUUUGUACACCAGGAUUUUUAUGUUGAUGAUGCAUUGAUGUCUCGACCUACUCCUGCUGAAGUAAUUGAUUUGAUGAGGCGUACUCAGAAGGUACUGAAUGAUGAGGGUAAAAUUCGGUUACACAAGAUUGUGUCAAACGUACAAGAUGUGGUAGAUGCAUUCCCUGCAGCUGACUUGGGAAAGGAUGUACAGGAUUUUUCGAUUGGUGAAGAUGAUGAUUUGGUUCAGCACAGCCUUGGAUUGGCCUGGAAUCUGAGAUCUGACUGUUUCAUCUUCCAGAAGCCAGAUGGGGGCGUCUCUUUCACUCGCCGUGGAAUCCUCUCCAGGGUCAACAGUAUCUUUGACCCCAUUGGUUUUCUGUCUCCACUGACAAUCUGUGGAAAGACGAUUCUUCGUGAGAUGUGUACGAUAAGUUCAAGCUGGGAUGAUCCCUUACCAGAAGAGUACCGAGAGCGAUGGGAGAGUUGGAGUAGGUCACUGGACCAGUUAAGCAGUCUACAGAUUCCCCGAAUGUUUGUUCCACAAUCGCUGAGCAUAGCACCUGACCCACAAGUACUGAUAUUCUCUGAUGCAUCUGAAGCAGCAAUUGCAGCAGCAGCUUACCUGAAGGUCAAGCACCACAUUGGCUUUAUCAAAACUCGCUCCUCUGGCAGGACAUAG
Messenger RNA from Ostrea edulis (European flat oyster), 3552 nucleotides. RefSeq lists its product as uncharacterized. Lineage: Eukaryota; Metazoa; Mollusca; Bivalvia; Ostreida; Ostreidae. The transcript has 2 exons. The coding region runs from base 1 to 3552 and encodes 1183 amino acids. The record is from RefSeq and is a predicted model, not a curated record.